AGGAAAGCCAAAGGGGGGGGUACUACGUCUGAUGCCGUGAAGUGUGACCCAAACAAAGUUAGGCGGCUCAGUUUGAGCGAGCAACAGCUUGCCAAAGCUGUAGUUAAUCAUGGCACUGAAAUAGUGAGGUUUACACAGAGGAAUCUACUGAGGAUAUACCCAAAGGGCACUCGGGUUACUUCUUCCAACUACAAUCCAUUUAUUGGUUGGGUGCAUGGUGCUCAGAUGGUAGCCUUCAAUAUGCAGGGAUAUGGAAGAGCCCUUUGGUUAAUGCAUGGAUUUUAUAAAGCCAAUGGUGGCUGUGGCUACAUGAAGAAACCGGAUUUCUUGAUGCAGUCUGAGCCGGAAGUUUUUGAUCCAAAAAAGCCUCAACCUGUUAAGAAGACCUUGAAGGUAAAAGUGUACAUGGGUGAUGGUUGGGGGAUGGACUUCAAGCAGACACACUUUAAAUGUUUCACCUGGAUCCCGUCAACAGCGUCGCUGCGGCCUAGUGGAUAGCGCGCGCAGCCUCAGACCUGGAGGUCGCGGGUUCGAAUCUCCCUCGCGCGCGAUUUUUCGUUUCGGUUAUAUAUUUGUUUAAUUCGCCGGAAACUUUCGAACAAGUCCGUGAAAAACUUGCGAACGAAAAAAAAUC
Triticum aestivum (bread wheat) is the source of this 634-nucleotide messenger RNA. Its product is annotated as phosphoinositide phospholipase C 6-like. NCBI's taxonomy places the organism in Eukaryota, Viridiplantae, Streptophyta, Magnoliopsida, Poales, Poaceae. Bases 226 to 498 code for a protein of 90 amino acids. Gene Ontology annotation, cellular component: plasma membrane. The record is from RefSeq and is a predicted model, not a curated record. Gene Ontology annotation, molecular function: phosphatidylinositol-4,5-bisphosphate phospholipase C activity. The transcript has 4 exons. Gene Ontology annotation, biological process: release of sequestered calcium ion into cytosol; phosphatidylinositol-mediated signaling; lipid metabolic process.